This is a messenger RNA of Crotalus tigris (Tiger rattlesnake), 3906 nucleotides long. RefSeq names its product centrobin, centriole duplication and spindle assembly protein (gene CNTROB). The record is from RefSeq and is a predicted model, not a curated record. Gene Ontology annotation, cellular component: centrosome; centriole. Gene Ontology annotation, biological process: mitotic cytokinetic process; regulation of cilium assembly; centriole replication. The coding region runs from base 303 to 3281 and encodes 992 amino acids. The transcript is spliced from 20 exons. Lineage: Eukaryota; Metazoa; Chordata; Lepidosauria; Squamata; Viperidae.
CCUUGCCCGGAAGGAAAAUGGCGGCGCCGGCUUCACCCCGUUCCCGCUCCGAGGCCUUGCCCGGCGCUGCGCGGGGGCGACGGAGCCGAGCGGGGGCCCCGGCGAGGACCGGAGCGGCGGGGACGGCGGCCUAGAGAGCCUGGCGGGGCAGCAGAGACCGGCUGGGGAAGCUACCACGCGCCCUCUACUUUCCUGGUGGCGGUUCUGGCCUCCGUUUGGGGCGCCAUGAUGGCAGAAGUCCCAGCCUUCUGAGCUCAGAAUGCUGGUGCUGGCCGCAGCCCUUCGCUUAGGACCCCGGGACCAUGGCUGAGAAGAGUUUCACCCGGGCUCUCAGCGCUUCCCUCCGCAGCGAAGAUCUCCUAAGUGACGUGGAGCUGCUGCCAGCCUCGGACCCCCCCACCCCUGGGCAGCAGGUGCCUUCUUCUCAGCCGGCCACCCCGUACACCUCCAACGUGACCACCCAGCUCUACGCCUCCCUUCGCCAGAGCCGGCAGGCCGAGGCGCUGGCUUUGUCUAGGCUGGAGGACCAGCACGGCUCGGCCCUGGCUAGGAAAGCCGUGGAGGCCGACGUCGAUCUGGACACGCUAGCGGAAGAGCUUAGCCACCGGCUUUCCGCCAGCGUGGAAGCCAGUGCAUUUAGACAGGGUGCCGUGCCCGAAUCCCGCCACAUUUCCGAGAUGGAGAAUGUCCGGUGCCACCUCCAGAGUAUGUUGCGAGGAUCCAGAGAUGGGCCUGGGGGUCCGACGGCCACGCUGGAGUCCCUGGAACGCAAAGAUGACGACUCCUUUGAAAGCGACAGCACGGGCGUUCUGCUCAACGCCCGUCCUCUGCACGAGGUCUCCCCUCCGGGAUCCCUGGCCAGCUUUGAGGAGCUGUUCCCGCGCUACACCAGCCUGCGCCUGGGUCACUUCCACGAUCAGGUCUCGCAACCGGAUCCCCGCUUGCUCAAAGACGCUUUGGAGAAAGAACAGGCCCGGCGGAAACACUGCGAGAGGCACAUCCAGGCCCUCCAGAACCGUACCCUGGAGCUGCAGCAACAGCUGGCGGUGGCCCUCUCGGCCGACCAGAGGAAGGACAGCAUGAUUGAGCAGCUGGAUAAGACUUUGGCCAAAGUGGUGGAAGGCUGGAACCAGCAGCAGGCCGAGCGGACGGUGGCCCUGCGCAGGUUGCAGGCCGAGAAGGAGGCGGCAGAGCAAGGGCUGGGCAAGCAGAAAGAGAAAAUGUCGGACCUAGAAGGACGUCUCCAGCAGGCCUUGUCCGCCCUCAGCCGGGAACAGCAGCUGGCCAGCCAGUACUACAGGGAGAAGGAGAUCUUGGAGAAGGAAAAGUCCAGUCUCUCCUGCAGCUUGGAGGCCGAGCGUGUCCGGGCCCAGAGCCUGGAAGCCGAGUGGGAUUCGGACCGGCGCCGGCAGGACGCUCUGCGGGCCACCCUGGAGGAGCAGCAGAGGAGCUGGGCCCAGCGGGAGAAACAGCUGGAAGAGCAGCGCCAGACGGCGCAGGAGGAGAGCCGGCUGCAUCUGGAGAAGGAGAAGAUGGUGGCCCAGCGGGAAGCUCAGAAGGCUCUGGACGUCCAACAGGCGUUGGCCAAAGUGCAGGCCGAAAUGCCGGGCCUGCAGGCUGACCUGGAGGCAGCACGGCGCGAGAGAGACUCCUUGAAGAUGGAGCUGAGCUUGCUGAAGGCCCGUUUUGAGGCCCAGAAGGCCAAGCUGGAGUCAGAGCUGAAGGUGGCCUUGGAGCAGCGCGUGACUGAGCGCCUGGCCGAGGUUCACGAGGACAGCCUGCGCCAGAUGAGCGCCAUGCGGGAACAGCACAGGAAGCAGUUGCUGGAGCUCGGCAGCCACCACGAGAAAGAGUUGGCCAAACAGCUGGCUCAGUUCAAGGCAGAUCUGACCGAGAAGGAGGCCCAGCAGAAGCACCUCACUGAGGACUAUGAACAUAGGAUGUCCAAACAGCAGGAAGAGCUGCGGGAGCUGAGGAGCAGGUACCGGCACCUGGAGGCUCAACGGGCCGAGAUGGUCAGCCAGUUCCAGGCCAUGAUGCAGGCCCAUUGGAACGAGGCCCUGCGGCUCUUCGCCACCAGCCGUGCCCCCCUGCAGCCCUCGCCCAAAGCCCCAUGCCAGGAAGCUGACGCAGACCCCCCCUCCGCGUCAGAAUUUCUGCCCCCCUCGGACCCUGUGAAGAGGACCGCGAAGGGGGAGGCCCUCUGCAGCACUCCGGGCAUGGGCGACUGCAAGGAGCUGGGGUGGGCCAAGGCGGUGCCACUGCAGCCCGUCCUCCAGCAGCAGACCCGGUUGCAGGGGCUCUCCGAAGGAGCCGAGAAGCGCCCGCGGGAGUCUUCCCGGCACUUUCUGCCCCUGGUGCCGGACGCGGGGCGCCUCUCCUCCGAAUUCAGCCACAUCCUCAACUCUAGCCUGCUCAGCCAGCAGGGCUUCCAGCAGCUGGACCCCCAGGUGGACACCACCGUUGCCGGAGCAGGUUUGAAUUUCCACCCAGAAAACCUAGCCGAGCACCCCUUUGCGGACGAGAGGGACGGCUCCAGCCCUGAGCUGGCCGGGAACGAGAGCGAGCUCACUCAGCCCAGCACUGGGGAGAGUGGGGCGCAGGGCCCGCAGCCGGACCUGAACUACUACAUGCGUCUGCUUCUGGCCCACUCCGACUUCGAAGGAAGCCCUCCGCGUCAGGAGACGUCUGCCACGGACAGCCCACCCCGUACCACGAAUCGGACCCAGAUCGGUAACUCGCAGUCUUACCACGAACGGUCCACGGCCCUCUGGGAUCCGGCGCAGCCCUCGGUCAGCACCAUUCGCAUCCAGCCCCCCAGCACUGCCGCCGUCCACAAAACCAAAGUCGCUCUGCCCAAAUCGGGACCCGUCUGCUUCAGCCUGGAACCAGUGAGUCCCUCCAAACAGAACGUUGCCCACGAGGAAGGGAUCCUGUCUCCCAAACACGUGGCCGCCGUCUCCCUCCUCCUGAAGCAGCACCAGGCCAAGGGGAGGGCCGUGCCCUCCGCGGAAGAGCUGUACAGAUACUUACACAGGAUAGGGCAAAACGGUCCAGAAACCAAAGGCGACGGGAGCCUGCCGGCCCGCCGGAACCUCGAUCCCAAAUUGUCCGAAUCGAUGAGGAAAGAGGGCCCGCCCAGGCGGCGGGCGGGGAGCUCGGGGCCUGGCCACGAGAAGACCCAUGCUCCUGGGAAGACGGGGAAGAAGCUAUCCGGGUCGUUGGCCUCCCACUCCCGGAGCAGCAGCAGCAGCAGCCGGGGAGGAACCGUGUGGCGGUAGCAUCCCGGCGGCUGGACCCUUCCUCUCUCCCACCCCCUGGUCUGUUUUGCCCGCGGGAUUGACGCAGGCGGGCGACAGCCGCCGCUUUGCCGUCCUCCACCGCAGCUAGGAAUGCAAAACACUGCCCGUCCCUCCAAAUAAGGCCGAGAAGGAAAGCUUGCGUCGCUUUGGCUAGAAUCGGAGUGACAACUGAGCGGGGUCCGUUGGUGGAUAAUGGAGCAUAGAUGCUGCUUGCCAGGACCCACUUCCGGCGAUCUCCGACUCUCCUCCGUCGGGAUUUCUCCUCCUGCGGUCCCUUCGCUGCCGUCCGUUUGCAGAAGACGUCCGGCCGCUUCUCCUACUAUGGCAGAGGUCUCCCGACCUUGGCCACUUUAAGACUGGUGGACUUCAACGCCCACAAUUCCCCAGCCAGCUCUCUCUUUUUUUUUUGUUUUUCCACUUUGCCAAAAGCAAGAUAUAUUACGUCGACCGCAUACCUGCUAUCUAUUAAGGAAGUUAUCCUAUAAAACAGGGGUCUUCCAACUUGGCCCUUUGAUGACUUGUGGACUUCAAUCCCAAGUUGGAAGACCCCUGCUUGCGGACUUCAACUCCCAGAAUUCCUCAGCCAGGCACGCCAGCUGAGGAA